Messenger RNA from Notodromas monacha, 333 nucleotides. NCBI's taxonomy places the organism in Eukaryota, Metazoa, Arthropoda, Ostracoda, Podocopida, Cyprididae. The record is from the annotation of a GenBank genome assembly.
AUGGAUCUAUCUCCGGAAAAUCGGUUUAGAAAGUUCAUGGACUUGAAAAUGCCAGCUGCGAUUAAGGCAACCCUGGAUCCGAUUUUGUCGUUUUAUGUGCAUUUAAAAUUGGAUCAGAUUUCAGCGCUCGCUAAUCGCCAAAUUAUUCGAAGUUCAUUCAAGAAAUACGUGAUCCGAAAAACUUUAUUCCUCGGAGAAAUGAACUCAAAAAAAAAACUGUGGAAACCUGAACAAUAUGAGAAUGCGUGCAAUCGUUGCCCUGCUUACGUUGCCUUUGGCUACGCUUCCAAAAUCGCGGACGGACCGGAAGCAGGAUAUAGAAAGGAUAAGUGA